AUGGUUGCUAAAGCCAAGGAUUGGGCAGAACAGCUGCAACCCAACCUUCUUUACAAACAUGAUGUCCUCCCCCUCAUCAGGUCUACCAGCAUGAAGAAAUUGGAGUAUCCUAUGGCGCAAACCACCCUGGACGCCCAGCAAUGGACAGACAUUAUGUCUCCGGUACUUCAAGUGUGCCUUCUGAAGGCGGGUGUUUGCCGUAAUUUCCCCCGGGAUGUUGUAUUUGCUCCGCUGUCCUAUCAGGGUCUUGGACUUCCACAUCCGUUUGGUUGUCAAGUGUUUAAGCAUCUUGAGAUGUUGCUCCGACAUAUAGCCAACAGGACCAAAACUGGUGACUAUAUGGAGGCCAACUUCCAAGCCCAUCAACUUGAAACAGGGACAUCCUUUGGACUCUUGCAACAAGUCUACAACAAUACAGAGAUCUUAGCUUCAGAUACGUGGAUGAAAGGAGUAUGGCAUGAACUCAAAGGUCUGAACAUCUAUGUCGUCUGUGACUUGCCAGCCCUCUCCCAUCGCUGUACAGACGACUCCCUUCUGAUGGAUCUCUUCUUCAACUUGGAGGUUGAACAAGAGGAACGUUUAUGGCUCAAUUGGUGUCAAAUGUUCCUCCAGGUAUGCACAGUGUCUGACAUUGUGACUGCUGAUGGCAGGUUUCAUCGCCGCUCCGUGUGGAAUGGGCUCAGGGAUGAGUGCUGCCGCUCGCCAUACCAAUGGCCAAGGACAGUUCGCCCAACCUGGCAACACUGGAAUCUGUGGCAGACCACCUUGUCUAGAGCCCUGUUUGCUCCAACGGGCCACAUCACCCACUCCAACAGCCAUUGGGGCCCUGGACUGACCCUCUGGAGGACUGGAAUUGGUUGCUGUCACCCACUACAGGCCAUUUCCACCGCCAUGGGGCAACCUGGAAACACUCUUCCUCUGAGGGCUCCUCCACCACGUCACGUCGCUACGCACCAGCCCCGUCAAAUCCUUCCUGCCCAUGGUGGACCGCACCGCUUCCCUCUGAUGUUCUUUGCGCUACGGUUUGCCCCAUCACAGGCUCUGACAGGGUUCUUCUCACAGGUACUGGCCGUGCCUCUGAACCAUCCCCUCCCAACAGCCCAUCCAUCCUUCAAGCGUGGCAGACGGCUGCCAAGCUUUGCACAGACUAUUACGGGUGGGUUCCAAAUGAGAUCGAAGCCACCUUAG
Molecule: messenger RNA, 1188 nt
Organism: Cylindrotheca closterium
Lineage: Eukaryota; Bacillariophyta; Bacillariophyceae; Bacillariales; Bacillariaceae
Source: the annotation of a GenBank genome assembly